AUGUACAAGAUCUUGGCAGUCCUGACGUUGGCGGCAGUGGCGUAUUCUCAAAUACCCCAGCCCUGCUUCUCCCCGCCACUGCUUUCGUUCUACGCUGUGCAGUAUAACCAGGAGUUCACCACAUUCCGCAACUUCGACGCCGCCUAUGACAACCAGGGGGAGAGGUUUGCAUUCUACGAGAGAGAAGAAGGCGGACCCGCCCCUGGCAGACAAUACUUCCACAUCAUCGUCCUGCACAGACAGAACGUGGUCUACGAGUACAACCGAAACUCUAACGUCUGCAGGAGGGCUCAGGCUGGUCCCUUCAGACCCUUCGGUGUUCCCCCCAACGGCAGAUUCGAGGGCGAGUACUACAUUGGAGGACCCGGGGAGACAGUUGAGGCUGUAGAGUGGUCCGAUAGGAGUGACGUACGAAGAGAAGAGUGGAUUGGCGUGUUCAGCAGAGUCAACUGCUACCCCAUCCGUACCUGGGAACAUAGUGGCAUUUUUAACCAGACCAUCCAUACACACAUCUACAAUGUAGUCCAAGGAAUCACCAACCCUUCCAUCUUUGAACCCCCACAAGCUUGCCUGAACGCCACCCUUAACGAGCCGACAUUCUUGGGCAAGUCUCUGCAGGGAAUGUACCACAGCAAGAGAAACGGUCACUAA
This is a messenger RNA of Candidula unifasciata, 651 nucleotides long. The record is from the annotation of a GenBank genome assembly. NCBI's taxonomy places the organism in Eukaryota, Metazoa, Mollusca, Gastropoda, Stylommatophora, Geomitridae.